GUAGAUUCCAAACAAGUCUGAAAAUUAUUGUGAAUGUAAUGUGAAUACGAUUCAUUGGAACAAUCGAUCUUUUCUUAACACUCUUAAAAGUUGUGUUAAGAAGGUUAUGAGUGUUUUGUCUUUGAGUAAUGAAGUCAUUGCUAUUUACUACUUUAUUCUUAGCAAUCAGUCAUUGUAUAGCAUAAAUUGACUAAUAUCAAAGGGGUAUGCUGUUGUGUUAUAAUCUUGUAAAUUAUUAAAGUAUUUUUCCCAUACUCAAUUCGUUUAAUUAUAUAUAAAUUUUGCUGUUGUGAUUGAGAUUCUAAUGCAAUUCUAAGCUGAUAUUUGUUAAGUUUACCACUGUAUCCAGUUACAAUGGAUAACCAAGAAGAAAAUGUUUUUACGUAUGAAGGCACCGGGCGUUUGCUAAUAUCUACAAUUGCUUAUCCUUUAGAAAAUGCAAAGACUCUAAUACAGAUAGGACAUGAACCAAUCAAACCGUACCCAACUAAAACUCUCUUUGGAAGCCAAGUUUUAGGACUACCAAAUGUAUUUAAAUAUGUCAAACACAUUUACAAUGUGGAUGGACUUCUAGGCUGCUACAGAGGGUUUAUUCCAUGGCUUUCAACCACCAUGUUAUACAGAUAUAGCCAAAACAAAACUAAGGAAUCCUUUCCCAAGCUAGUCAAUGCAGAUAAAGAUGAAGAUGAUAUGACUCAGAAUGAAAGACUCACCAUGUACAGCACAUAUCUGUUCCGAGGGGUGGUGUGUCGGACUGUAGCUGUUAUAGUGUCACAACCACUACACGUUGUCACUGUAAGGACGAUAGCACAGUUCGUCGGCCAUGAAACCAAGUAUUCAGGAAUAUUUUCAUCAUUAUGGACAAUUUUUGAGGAAGAGGGAAUAUUUGGCCUUUUCGCAGGACUUCUGCCUCGUCUUCUGGCAGAUAUCUUCAUCUACACAGUUGCCACCACUGGGGUAUACCUUGCCCAUGAAUAUGUGGUCAAAGACCAAGAGGCUCGGAAAUUUGUGGAUGCUGCAAUACAGUAUGUUUCCAAUGCCUCUUUUUAUUCAUUUUUUGUUGUUGGCUCCUGCAUGGCUGUGACGGAUUGCGGGCUGACAGCAGGGUCACCCCCCAACAUGCCCCAUUACCACAACAUGUUCCACUGUUGGGGUCAUCUCCAGCGAAUUCACCAGCUAAAGCGUGGCUCCAGUGUGUUAUGGCGCUACUACACCCCUGUCUCUGAAAAGUUGCUGGCUGGUGAAUUUUAAAUUUGCUUUGUAAUGUGUUUAUUCAUUAUUUAUAUAUACUCGACAAUUUAUGUUCAUAUUCUUCAUUAGUCUAAACAAUAAACUACAUUUGUUUUGGUUGUA
This is a messenger RNA of Homalodisca vitripennis (glassy-winged sharpshooter), 1353 nucleotides long. Its product is annotated as mitochondrial carrier homolog 2-like. The coding region runs from base 355 to 1251 and encodes 298 amino acids. The record is from RefSeq and is a predicted model, not a curated record. The transcript has 7 exons. NCBI's taxonomy places the organism in Eukaryota, Metazoa, Arthropoda, Insecta, Hemiptera, Cicadellidae.